Messenger RNA from Osmia bicornis bicornis, 2007 nucleotides. It is a transcript of the gene Nmt, whose product is annotated as glycylpeptide N-tetradecanoyltransferase 1. Gene Ontology annotation, cellular component: cytoplasm. Bases 19 to 1434 code for a protein of 471 amino acids. The transcript is spliced from 8 exons. Lineage: Eukaryota; Metazoa; Arthropoda; Insecta; Hymenoptera; Megachilidae. Gene Ontology annotation, biological process: N-terminal peptidyl-glycine N-myristoylation. Gene Ontology annotation, molecular function: glycylpeptide N-tetradecanoyltransferase activity. The record is from RefSeq and is a predicted model, not a curated record.
GUCAAAAUCUAUAUUAAAAUGGAGGAUAAGAGUCAAGUUGUGGAACGAGAGGCUAAAAAGGAUGAGAUUUACGAAAAAGAUGGGAAAUCUAAAAGUUCAAAGAAGAGACAUCGUAAGAAGAAGAACGAGAUGGCGCAUACAACUAGCGAAAACCAUAAUCAAUCCGACCAUAAAGAUAAGCUGGAAUUACAUGGCACGUGCAAUAUUUCUAUAAAGAGCAUACAAAGAGCAAUGGAGGUAUUUAGUAUGCAGCAGAAACCUGCAAAAACUCAAGAAGAGGCUAUGCAAAAGCCUUAUCAGUUUUGGAGUACACAACCGGUACCAAAAAUGGAUGAAAAGAUAGUGAAAAAUGAACCUAUUGAACCUGAUAAAACAUCUAUAAGAGCAGAACCUUACUCCUUACCAGCAGACUUUCAAUGGGAUACCUUGAAUCUUGAUGAUCCAUUAGUUUUAUCCGAAUUAUAUACUUUGUUAUCCGAAAAUUAUGUGGAAGACGACGAUGCUAUGUUUAGAUUUGAUUAUCCACCAAAUUUUCUAAAGUGGGCACUGCAACCCCCUGGAUGGUGCAAAGAAUGGCACUGUGGGGUACGGGUCACUAAAAGUGGGCGUCUAGUCGGUUUUAUUUCUGCUAUUCCUGCUACUCUGCGUGUAUACAAUCACUCUCAAAAAAUGGUGGAAAUAAAUUUCUUGUGCGUGCAUAAAAAAUUGAGAUCGAAGAGAGUCGCACCAGUGUUAAUACGGGAAAUAACUAGGAGAGUUAAUCUUCAAGGUAUAUUUCAGGCUGUGUAUACCGCUGGUGUCGUAUUGCCAAAACCAAUAGCAACGUGCAGGUAUUGGCAUCGUUCUCUAAAUCCAAAGAAACUAAUCGAAAUAAAGUUCUCUCAUUUAUCUCGUAAUAUGACUAUGCAGAGAACUUUAAAACUGUAUAAACUGCCAGAGAACACAAAGGUACCAGGAUUCAGAAAGUUGGUGGAAGCAGAUAUACCAAUGGCUCACAAAAUAUUAACCGACUACUUGGAAAAAUUCGAUUUGGCUCCGAUGUUUUCGAUCGAGGAAUUUCGACACUGGUUCCUUCCACAAAACGGAAUCAUUAACAGUUUUGUAGUAGAAAAGGAUGGUAAAAUCACCGAUAUGGUUAGUUACUACACGUUACCGAGUUCUAUAAUGCAUCACCAGACCCACAAGACGCUCAGGGCUGCGUACAGUUUUUACAACGUGUCCACUGCAACUCCUUGGCUCGAACUUAUGACCGAUGCUCUGAUAUCGGCGCGUAAUCUCGAUUUCGACGUAUUCAACGCGUUGGAUCUUAUGGACAACAAGGAAUUCUUGGAACCUUUGAAGUUCGGUAUAGGUGAUGGAAAUCUACAAUAUUAUUUGUACAAUUGGCGUUGUCCUAGCAUGACACCGGGAAAAAUUGGUUUGGUGCUCCAGUAGAAUUCUAGCUGAUCGAUUCGUUGUCUAGAAAAUCAUUUUUCGCACGUGCAAGCUUACAGAGGGAUAAAAGUACAAGAGGGAACGGAUAUUACAAGAAUAAUGGAGACGAGGGACACUGAAACGGGAUCAAAUACGACCUCGACGGGUAUACAAUCCAGGGCAUAUUCGACGAUAUUUCCGUAUUAAAUCAAGGAGAAUGUCCCAUCGAUUCUACCGGUUCCGCGAAUGUUACCCUUGUCUCUGUCUCCGCUCAUGAUCAUGAUACUAGUUCAGGGUCGAGUUUGGAACAUGCAUGUGCCGCGCGUGUGUAUAUACGUAUGUGCGUGACUCGAGCAAUGUAGAUAAAUAUCGUAUGUUAGUAAUUUGCAAAAGCCGUGCGAAGGGAAGAAAGAUUCCCUUACUGGUAUACAUCGGUUGCGAAAUUAUCCAAAGUUUUUCGAUAAUCCGUUGGACGCUAUUUAAUUUAACAUAAACACUACGUUUCUCUCAGCAUCCUUUUGAUUAAAAUAAAUCGUAGGAAGUAUGCCGAAGUGAGAGUGGAAGAGUUGAAAUAAAACAAGGUCGAAAAGUAAA